Messenger RNA from Sapajus apella (tufted capuchin), 405 nucleotides. Its product is annotated as NADH dehydrogenase [ubiquinone] iron-sulfur protein 5-like. NCBI's taxonomy places the organism in Eukaryota, Metazoa, Chordata, Mammalia, Primates, Cebidae. Gene Ontology annotation, biological process: mitochondrial respiratory chain complex I assembly. The transcript has a single exon. The record is from RefSeq and is a predicted model, not a curated record. The coding region runs from base 62 to 382 and encodes 106 amino acids.
CGUCGUCCUGAAGCGGAGGCCAGAGGAGGGACAAGGGUAUGAGCAUCGGAUAGUUACAGCCAUGCCUUUCUUGGACGUGCAGAAAAGGUUCGGCAUUAACCUAGAUCAGUGGUGGACAAUCCAAAGUGCCGAACAGCCCUACAAGUUUCCUGCUCGAUGCCAUGCUUUUGAAAAAGAAUGGAUAGAAUGUGCACAUGGAAUCGGUAUGACCCGGGCAGUGAAAGAGUGCAAGAUAGAACAUGAUGAUUUCAUAGAGUGUAUACGUCGGACAAAAACAAUGAGACGUAUGGAUACCAUCUGGAGGCAACGGGAAAAACUGAUGAAGGAAGGGAAGUACACCCCUCCGCCUCACCACAUGGGCAAGGGGGAGCCUCGGCCCUGAGCAGACACAGCUACUGAUAUCUG